AACAAGUCUUCCACCCCUCGCCACCACAUACUAGGUCCUGCAUUUGUUCCUACACUUUCCAAAUGGAAGAAGCGAGACAUCAUACUUCACGAUCUCAUUCGCGUUCGCGCUCUAGAUCCCCAGCGCGCUACGAAGAGAAGCGAGCGGGGCACCACCAUCAUCACCGUCACCACCAUGCCCGUCAUCGCUCACACUCAGAUUCCCCACGACACGGCGGCAGCAGCAGUCGAAGCAGCCAAUUGCCUCCUCUUGAUAAACCGUUGCCCUUGAACGCUCGCCAGCUGUCGAAACAUGACCUGCCCACCCAUCGACCCAUGUUCGCUCUCUACCUCGACAUUCAAAAACGGAUAGACAUUGACGAACUCGACGGGACCGAAAUCAAAGGAAGAUGGAAGAGUUUUGUUUCGAAAUGGAACCGAGGAGACCUCGCUGAAGGAUGGUACGAUCCGAAGACUCUCGCAAAGGCUCAAGAACAAGAACGAGAACAAGCCCAAACACAAAGACAAAAUUCUUCACCCGUAAACGAUCGGUACGCUACCGAGCCCCGUGUCGGCAACAAUCAGGGUGACGAAGAGGAUGAGGACGAGGAUGACUACGGCCCUCCACCGCCAGACUCGGCCAUGGUAUCACAAGGGCACGCUUCAGGGUCAAAAGAUGGAUGGCGUGGCCACCACGGUGCUACAAUUCCUUCGUUACAAGAUCUCCGGUCCCGCGACGAACAAGCGAGAGAAGACGCCGACGAGGAGCGAGCUGCACAACAACAAAACCUAAAACACUCGCGCGCCCUCGAUCGGAAACUACAACGCGAACGUCUCGACGAGAUGGCACCCCGCGCCGAACCGGGCACGAGGGAACGACAACUCGAGAAGAAGCGGGAAAAGGCCGAGUCCAACCGUGCGUUUGCGUCGGCCAAAGACGGAGGCGGCGAGGUGGAGGUGCGCGACGCGGACAUGAUGGGCGACGAGGACAGCCUGGGCGAAAUCAAGAGGAUGCAAAAGGAGCGCGAGAGGAAAAAGAACGAAAGGGAACUGCGCAAGGAGGAGAUCCUCCGUGCCCGUAGAGCUGAACGAGAGGCCCGCGUCGCCGGCAUGAAGGAGAAGGAGGAGAAGACGAUGAGUAUGCUCAGAGAAAUUGCACGGCAGAGAUUCGGAGGUGGUGGCAACACCGAUGAUGGGUGAAGACAGAGAAUUUAGUUGAUGUAAAAAGGUACAUAGAUACAACAAUUGUUCUCUCG
Molecule: messenger RNA, 1234 nt
Organism: Exophiala oligosperma
Lineage: Eukaryota; Fungi; Ascomycota; Eurotiomycetes; Chaetothyriales; Herpotrichiellaceae
Exons: 2
Coding region: 63-1178 (371 amino acids)
Source: RefSeq, a predicted model, not a curated record